Molecule: messenger RNA, 408 nt
Organism: Penicillium canariense
Lineage: Eukaryota; Fungi; Ascomycota; Eurotiomycetes; Eurotiales; Aspergillaceae
Exons: 2
Coding region: 1-408 (135 amino acids)
Source: RefSeq, a predicted model, not a curated record
AUGUCCACCGCACGCCUUAUCCCCGUCAUGAAGUCCCGAGUGGCGACUUGCACUACACCAAGAUUCGUGGCCUUGAGGUCUAUCUCGUCGACGGCCCGAUAUGAGAAAGGACCUGUGGACGCGACCAAGGAUACUCUGAAGAAGGCCGAUCGGAUUGUCUCUGACGUAGCAGUCAAGGGCAUUGACAAAGGCAAGCAGGCUAGUGAGAAGAUCAAGGACACAAUGGGCACCUCGAGUGAAGAGGCCAAGGCGAAGGCACAGUCGAAGGCUCAGUCGGUCAAGGGCGAAGCGGAGGAGUAUAUGGGCAAGGGAAAAGGUGAGGCGGAGGAGGUCGCCGGAAAGGCCAAAGGGAAGUUGCACGAGAUGGAAGGCAAGGCCAAGGAGGCCAAGCGCACCCACAUUGGUUGA